AUGGGCUCUACCAACUGGUCCGACCUCGCGAAGAUGGAUCCUGAGCUCAAAGAAUUCCUCGACAAGGUCGGCCCACUCCCCUCCCUCGCCGACGCGCCCUCCAUCCAAGGCGUACGAGAUGCGCUAGCCCAGGCUUUCCCCCCCGUUCCCGGCAUCAGUGUCCCGGAAAAUAUGGAUGGCGUCAAGAAGAACGAGCUCAGCAUCCCCGUGCGCGAUGGAUCGAGCAUCAGGGCGCUCUUGUAUCAGCCUGAGGCGCCGCCCAAGGAGGGGAGUCCGCUGGUCGUGCUGUAUCAUGGCGGGGGGUGGUGCUUGGGGAUGCCGGAGAUGACAGAAGUCGAUUGCGUAAAUUUUGUGCAGCAGUUCGGCUGCGUCUGCAUCAGUGUGGACUACCGACUGGCGCCUGAACAUCCCUUCCCGGUACCGGUAGAGGACUCCUGGGAUGCGCUGAAGUGGGUCGCCGCUCACACCUCCGACCUGGCCGCCGAUCCAUCCGCAGGCUUCAUAGUCGGCGGCACCUCCGCCGGCGGCAACAUCGCCAUCAUCCUCAGCCAUCUCGCGCGCGACGAGUCAAUCUCACCGCUCAUAACCGGGCUCUGGCCCAGCGUCCCCGUCCUGAUCUCCCCGGACGCCAUCCCCGACGAGUACAAGGACGUCAUCAUCAGCCACGAGCAGAACGCCGAAGCGCCGGCCUUCAACAAGAAAGCCUACAUGUUUAUGAUAAACCAAUAUAACCCCCAACCUCCCUCCCACCCUCUCUUCAGCCCCCUGCUCUGGCCGUCGGGUCACAAGGGCCUCCCGCCAUCCUACUUUCAAGUCUGCGGCAUGGACCCGUUGCGCGAUGAAGGCCUGCUCUAUGAACGCAUCCUGCGCGAGGAGUGCGGGAUCAAGACUAAACUCGAUGUGUAUCCGGGGCUGCCGCACGGCUUCUGGGGCUUUUUCCCGCACUUGAAGAGCUCGAGAGCGUUUGUGCAGGAUACGAUGAGGGGGAUGGCGUGGUUGUUGGGCAAGGAGGGGGAGGUGAAGGUAGUGAAGAACGAGGAGCCGGCCAAAGUGCCGGCGGCGGCGGUAUUGUAG
Molecule: messenger RNA, 1074 nt
Organism: Coniosporium apollinis CBS 100218
Lineage: Eukaryota; Fungi; Ascomycota; Dothideomycetes
Exons: 5
Coding region: 1-1074 (357 amino acids)
Molecular function (GO): hydrolase activity
Source: RefSeq, a predicted model, not a curated record